GUCGCGCAUAUUACAUUUGACCUUGACGUUGAUUAACACGUGCAGUUAGAAAGGUAAUGCCUAGUGUAUGUGUACACGCUCAGCUUCUAAUGGAGGGCAACAUUCAGUUAGCUAAAUGUAUCGAUCUCGCUAGCUAGCUGGCUAAGACAGUGUUGCCCAUAUUAAAACAUCGGUGACUGUCGACAGUAAACUGCGGGUUUGAUGGCAUCAAUAUACCUGAAGUAUUGAGGCGGAAUGCUCAGCGCUUUAUUCUAACGUGGCAUAUAACGGUAUCCUGCAUGCUAGUUCUGGUCGGAAUUGCGAUGUGCCGUGAGAAAGCCUUUACAUGCUACUACUAGCUAGGCUAACUUGAUCUUUGCGGUGCCCUUUUAGAAUGCACUUUCCCUGGCCGUUCCUAGUGUCAGAAUGCAGGACAUCAUGCAACUUGAAACCUGCGUUCUGAAAGACACCUAUUGAAGUAGAAGGCGCCGUUUAAAAUAAAAAUACAAACUCGGUAGACUGUUAAUUUAGCGAUUCAAAGUCACAUUGCAUUGCAGGGUAGUACAGUGCACCAGGCGCUGGCAACUACACAGACUACAGACAUAUCUGGAUCAGUAUAGGCCGAACUGACAGACUAUUUUAGAAGUGAAACUAGCGACUAACAAGCAAACAUACUAUGGUAUACAUUGAGCGCUUAGGCUAUGUCAGUUCAGUAAUUUAAUCACUUCAGGUUUGAAAUCCUGUGCUUUGAUUUGUCUGCUUUAUACUUGUGGGUCACGUACAAUUAUAUCUUUGAUGGGGACGUCUUGAAAGUAGAUUUAAUUGUAACUUCGCUGGCUUGUUUUAUGGAAUUCUUUUUCACCUGUUGUCUGUCUUGAAUGACUCCUUGCCUUCGGGAGUUGAAAGACCGUAAAGUGAGACCAAAUUCUAGGAGGAGGGCGGUGUGUCCGUUCCGUUUUUCCGCACCAGGAUGGAAGUGGGCAUCUCUAAAUCCCAAGUGUUUCUCAACUGCAGUCCCCGCUCCCUCCUCUCCCAGUGGAGUUUCCCCCUGGCCAGUGUGAUGGAGGCGGGGUCUAAAGGCACGCUCAGCACAGGCAAGAUGGCGGCGCUGGCGGCAGGGCUGUCGGUGGGCGCCGCCACGCUGGGAUACAUCGUCUACCGCUCCGUCAGCAGCAACACCCCUGAGCUGGCGGACCCGGAGAGCUCCAGGAUGACUGUGUCGUUGGAGGUGUACCGGAACAUCUCUAGAUACCAGGCAGGCUUCCUGGACCUGGUGAGCCAGCAGUCGGGGGCCCAGGUGAGGGUGCAGACGGAGGGGGGGGACCCCAGCUCCCAGCAGGCCGUGUAUCUGCAGCUGCGGGGCUCUGCAGAGCAGGUUCUGCGGGCCAGGUGUGCUGUGGACAAGCUGGCCAGUGACUGUGAGCCCACCUGCCACGCCAUGGAGGUCCCCUACUCCGCCUUCGGGCGCAUCAUAGGUCGAGGCGGCGAGACACUGAAGUUCAUCGCCAGGACAACGGGCGCCAAAGUGAACUGUCCUCGGGAGAGGGGGCGGAGCCUGGAGGAAAAGGGCAAGGUGUCCAUCACAGGGACCCGCCUGGAGGUCAGGCAGGCCAAGGAAAUGAUCCUGGAGAAGGUUCUGGAGGACCAAACGGUGAGGAUGAGAAUCUCCCAGGCUUCCGCCCGUCGCCAGAAGAGACGACCCCAUGACCCGGAGGUCACCGAGGCCGAGUCCCCUCCCGAGCCAAUCAAUGAGGCUCCAUGCCCUGCCCAGGGGGAGGGGUUUGUCCUGGCCAAUGGGCCGGCAGGAGAGCCGGUGGGGGUGGGGGAUACGGAGUGUAAAACCUUGAAUGGGGACGUGAGACAGGAGGAGGAGGAGGAUGUCGUCUCGCCUGAUUCCCUCUCUGACGUGUCCAAGUUUGAAAUCCCCAGCCCUGACCUGAGCUUCCAGCCGGACGAGCACCUGGAGGUAUACGUGUCAGCCAGUGAGAACCCCCACCACUUCUGGAUCCAGAUUCUUGGAGUGCGCUCCCUGCAGCUGGACAAGCUCACCCAGGAGAUGAGCCGUUUCUACAGCAACGAGUCGCUGCCCGAGCAGCGUGUGGAGGCCCUGGUGGUGGGGGACAUCGUGGCGGCUCCCUACCGGGACCACGGCACCUGGAACCGGGCGCGGGUGCUGGGCGUGCUGGGCGGCCCGUCCGGCCUGGUGGACCUCUACUACGUGGACUACGGAGACAACGGGGAGCUGCCCCGCGACAGCCUCCGCAGCAUGAGGAGCGACUUCCUCAGUCUACCAUUCCAAGCCAUCGAGUGUAGCUUAGCAGACGUCAGUCCGGCAGGCGAGGUGUGGAGCGAGGCAGCCAUGGAUGACUUCGACCGGCUCACCUACUGCGCUGAGUGGAGACCCCUGCUGGCCAAACUGUGCAGCUACUCCCACUCUGAGGUCUCCUCCUGGCCCAGUGUCAAGCUCUACGACAAAAGCCAGGGCAAGGCUGGGGACCUAGGGGAGGAGCUAAUUGCGCUGGGUCACGCUGUGCUUUGCCAGUAUACGGGGAACGGGCAUGGUGACCGUGACGAUGCUGGCUCUCUACAGAGGAUGCUGGAUGACGUUACAGGAGCAACAUCUGAGCUCAGCCUGUCCUGUAUCAGCCUAUCAGGGUGGCUUACGCUGUAUCAAGCUACACCCAACCAGGGUGAAGAGAGGGUGUCUGGGCUGCAGACUCCAUCGUCAUUCUCCUCCCAGCGCUCCCCGGAGGUGCAGCGGGCCGACGUGGACGACAGCCCCUCCCCAGGGCUCGGCCCCGGCUUCUUCCACUCCACCCCGGCCCCCCGUGCCCUGCUGGGCCUGGACUCCUCCAUUGCGGAGACUCCCGGGCCACAGCCCCUGUCCCCGGACCAGAGGGCCCCGGACCCGCGCUGCCACACGUUUAACCAGACCCCCAGCCUGUACGCGGAGCCUGUUCUCAGCCUCACGUACACGCUUUCUGUCUCCCUCUUACCCUCUCCCUCUGCCUCCUCUCUCUCUCCCUCUGCCUCCUCUCUCUCUCCCUCUGCUUCUUCCCUCUCUCCCUCUGCCUCUUCUCUCUCUCCCUCUGCUUCUUCCCUCUCUCCCUCUGCCUCCUCUCUCUCUCCCUCUGAUUCUUCCCUCUCUCCCUCUGCCUCUUCUCUCUCUCCCUCUGCUUCUUCCCACUCUCCCUCUGCCUCCUCUCUCUCUCCCUCUGCCUCCUCUCUCUCUCCCUCUGCCUCUUCUCUCUCUCCCUCUGCCUCCUCUCUCUCUCCCUCUGCCUCAUCCGCCUUCUCCCCCUCUGCCUCCACUUCAUCGUCCGGUCCGAGGAAGGCCACCCCGUCGAUGGCGUCCGUUACGCUCAGCGACGACGUCUUCCUGGAGCGUGCCAGUUUUGAGCACAACUCUUCCCUCUCCUAUUGGUCCUCGGGGGCGGGGCUUGUGGACCAGAGUAGCAGUGGAGGGCGGAGCUCCACCAGUAAAGGAGUUGGCUCUCCUUUCUCCUCCUCUCCCAGCCAGGAGAUCUGUGGUCUGGGGAAGGGAGGAGCUGGCGCGGGGGGUGGAGGUGGGGGUGUGGAAGUACUGGUUGGAGGCAGCAGCCUGGGUGGAGGCAGCAGCCUGGGUGGAGGCAGCAGCCGGAGUGGAGGCAGCAGCCUGGGUGGAGGCAGCAGCCGGAGUGGAGGCAGCAGCCGGAGUGGAGGCAGCAGCCGGAGUGGAGGCAGCGCUAGCAGCAGUGAUGUCAUCUACAUUGGGACUACGCAGCUGCCAGAAGUAGAUUCCAGGGAGAGGAGGGAUGAGAGCAGGAAGAACGGGAGGAAGGCACAGUCACCCAGACAGGAAGCUGAACUGGGAGACCAGACUUCCAGGAAGUCCCGGGGGGGAGAGGUGAUGGACGUCUCCCUGAGUCGAGCCCUGACGGAGAAGUCGCGUCGAUCUCAGGAAGUGUUGAUGACGUCAUAGAGGACGAGAUGACAAUACUGAACUGACCGUCCACUCUGCUACAAACUCUGAAGAAGCAGACCUCCCCCCCCCCCCCCCCGACUCCAAACCGACCACCCCCACCAAAGCCCUUUAUCAGGAAGCCUUAGUACUUGAAUGUGUGUUCAGCAGAUCAUUCUUCCAGACAAUUUUCGUUGCACUGUUGUUAUCGACUCCUGUCCCUGAAAAGGGUCGGAUUCAAACCUCUGUUCCUCACGCCGUUUAUGCUAUUCUGUUGCCGCUCUAUGCUUUGUUUGCCUUUAUUAUGUGUAUACCUUCAUACAUUGAAACCGUUGAAGUGCUUAGGAGAGCUACCAGAAAAAACGAAUUCCAGUAUUAUUGAUUGAUUGUUCAAAGCACUGUGAUAUGAGCCAUUGGACGUUGAAAGGCCACCUUGGCAAGUGUCGUUUUGGUUUUUAUUUUCGUUUUUCUAUUUUUGAGUAAAUUAAAAUGUAAGGUCCCAUGCGCUUUAGAUGCUGCUUAAGUUGUAAGACGUUAUGAGGGUGAAUGUUGUGUUCUGUAAGAGGAAAUGAAUGUUAUCAACAGAAACAGAAAUUAUAUUCACUGAACUGCAUAAAUAUAUUUACAGAUAUAAGCGGUGCAAUUGUCAAGCACUGCAUGUAUACAGUCAUAUCAUUGCAAUGUAUAUUUACAAAUAAAGCUAUAAUGUUACGUUUA
Molecule: messenger RNA, 4636 nt
Organism: Osmerus eperlanus (European smelt)
Lineage: Eukaryota; Metazoa; Chordata; Actinopteri; Osmeriformes; Osmeridae
Gene: tdrkh
Product: tudor and KH domain containing
Exons: 15
Coding region: 950-3940 (996 amino acids)
Biological process (GO): piRNA processing; spermatogenesis; P granule organization
Cellular component (GO): P granule
Molecular function (GO): RNA binding
Source: RefSeq, a predicted model, not a curated record